CUCUCUGCAGGAAAGGCGCACAAACAGGAUGGGCCCGAGUUGAACCCGGGAUGAGCCAUCCCCGUAAAGAUUAGGAACAGGCACCUCCUCCGUCCGGCCGGGGCCUCUCUCAGAUGGCCAGGCACUGUCGCCAGCCCACCGUUUAGGUUGGGAGGGAGGGCGCCAGCGACUCCUCGCAGCUUGGGCGCCCCUGUUCCUCCUCCUCCUCCUCGUCCAGCCCUCCCGGGGCCUGUCUCCCAUGCCUCAGGUGUUCGCUCGAGCUAGGCCGAGAGCGCUUUCCUUUUUGGCCUGCACCUGGGAUAGCGUCUAGCCCGCAGCGGACCGCCAGCCCCGCGCGCAGAGCAGAGCGAGCGGACAGCCCCGGGAUCCCCCGCAGCGUGCACCGGCCACUGACCUACGGCGCCGGCGGCGGGCCUGUGCGCCACGCCCCCGGGGUUCGAAAGGCGCGGAAGCCCGUGCGGGGUUUCGGUGAAGUUGGAGCCUGGCGGCGCGAGGCUCCAGCCUGGGAUGCGGCGGCAGCUGCUUCCUGGUUUGAAGCUCACCGAGUGGGGGAGAGCGUGAGCCUGCGGAGGCGGGGGCAGGAGGAGGCGGGAGCAAAGGACGCUUGAGGCUGGAGCUAACCGGACGGGUCGCUCCGGCUCUCCGGGGAGAGGAGCCUCCCGGCUCUGGGGAAGGGGCGAGUCCUGGGCAAGCCCCUGGGAAGCACGGCGCGCUCGAGACGGACGGUGGGGCUCCCCCGGCGCGCUGCGAGCUCAGCGCGGGGCUCCCCUCCUUUCCACCUCGCGAAGGAGGGAGGGAGGGAAGGAGGGGAGGGGAAGGUCCCGCGGAGAAGACAGAAUGGCCCGGCGAGGGGGCAUCGGGCGCUGCUUUUCCCAGGAGCUGCCGCGAGGGAUGGCCUGAGCAGGGGCUCCAGACUCCCCCGCUGCGAGCCAGCGCGUCCCGCCGGGGACCGGGCAGCGGCGCCGGUAUGUCGUCUAGCACCAUGAAGUUCAAUGGCUACUUGAGGGUCCGCAUCGGCGAGGCUGUGGGGCUGCAGCCCACCCGUUGGUCCCUGCGCCACUCGCUUUUCAAGAAGGGCCACCAACUGCUGGAUCCCUACCUGACCGUGAGCGUGGACCAGGUACGCGUGGGCCAGACCAGCACCAAGCAAAAGACCAACAAACCCACGUACAAUGAGGAGUUCUGCGCCAAUGUCACCGACGGCGGCCACCUAGAGCUGGCCGUCUUCCACGACACUCCCCUGGGCUACGACCACUUCGUGGCCAACUGCACCCUGCAAUUCCACGAGUUGCUGCGCACCGCAGGCGCCUCGGACACCUUCGAGGGUUGGGUGGAUCUGGAGCCAGAAGGGAAAGUGUUUGUAGUAAUAACCCUAACAGGGAGUUUCACUGAAGCUACUCUCCAGAGAGACCGGAUCUUUAAACAUUUUACCAGGAAGCGCCAAAGGGCGAUGCGAAGGCGAGUGCACCAGAUCAAUGGACACAAGUUUAUGGCCACAUACCUAAGGCAGCCCACCUACUGCUCUCACUGCAGGGAGUUUAUCUGGGGAGUAUUUGGGAAACAGGGUUAUCAAUGCCAAGUGUGCACCUGUGUCGUCCAUAAGCGCUGCCAUCAUCUAAUUGUUACAGCCUGCACUUGCCAAAAUAAUAUUAACAAAGUGGAUCCAAAGAUUGCUGAACAGAGGUUUGGAAUCAACAUCCCGCACAAGUUCAACAUCCACAACUACAAAGUGCCAACGUUCUGUGAUCACUGUGGCUCCCUACUCUGGGGGAUAAUGCGACAAGGACUUCAGUGUAAAAUGUGUAAAAUGAACGUCCACAUCCGAUGUCAGGCGAACGUGGCCCCAAACUGUGGGGUGAACGCGGUGGAGCUAGCCAAGACUCUGGCUGGGAUGGGCCUCCAACCCGGAAAUAUUUCUCCAACCUCGAAGCUCGUUUCCAGAUCGACUCUAAGACGACAGGGAAGAGAGAGCACCAAAGAAGGAAAUGGGGUCGGGGUUAAUUCUUCCAACCGACUUGGUAUCAACAACUUUGAGUUCAUCCGAGUGUUGGGGAAGGGGAGCUUUGGGAAGGUGAUGCUUGCAAGGAUAAAAGAAACGGGAGACCUCUAUGCCGUGAAGGUGCUAAAGAAGGACGUGAUCCUGCAGGAUGAUGAUGUGGAAUGCACAAUGACGGAGAAAAGGAUCCUGUCAUUGGCGCGCAAUCACCCCUUCCUCACGCAGUUGUUCUGCUGCUUUCAGACCCCUGAUCGUCUGUUUUUUGUGAUGGAGUUUGUGAAUGGGGGCGACUUGAUGUUUCACAUUCAGAAGUCUCGUCGUUUCGACGAAGCACGAGCUCGUUUCUAUGCUGCAGAAAUCAUUUCGGCGCUCAUGUUCCUCCACGAGAAAGGCAUCAUCUACAGAGAUCUGAAACUGGACAAUGUACUGCUGGACCACGAGGGGCACUGUAAACUGGCAGACUUCGGAAUGUGCAAGGAGGGGAUCUGUAACGGAGUCACCACGGCCACUUUCUGUGGCACACCUGACUAUAUUGCUCCUGAGAUCCUCCAGGAAAUGCUCUACGGACCUGCAGUAGAUUGGUGGGCAAUGGGCGUGUUGCUCUAUGAGAUGCUCUGCGGUCAUGCGCCCUUCGAGGCCGAGAACGAAGAUGACCUCUUUGAAGCCAUACUGAACGAUGAAGUUGUCUACCCUACGUGGCUCCAUGAAGAUGCCACAGGGAUCCUGAAAUCUUUCAUGACCAAGAACCCCACCAUGCGCUUGGGCAGCGUGACUCAGGGCGGUGAGCAUGCCAUCUUGAGACAUCCUUUCUUUAAGGAAAUAGACUGGGCCCAGCUGAACCAUCGCCAACUAGAACCACCUUUCAGGCCCAGAAUCGUAAGUGUCCAAGACCAUCAUGGUAGACUUUCUUUUUCUUAAAAUGUCAUAGUGUUC
Hipposideros armiger (great roundleaf bat) is the source of this 2929-nucleotide messenger RNA. It is a transcript of the gene PRKCH, whose product is annotated as protein kinase C eta. Lineage: Eukaryota; Metazoa; Chordata; Mammalia; Chiroptera; Hipposideridae. Gene Ontology annotation, biological process: protein phosphorylation. The transcript has 13 exons. Bases 968 to 2914 code for a protein of 648 amino acids. Gene Ontology annotation, molecular function: ATP binding; diacylglycerol-dependent serine/threonine kinase activity. The record is from RefSeq and is a predicted model, not a curated record.